AUAUGGCAGAGAUUCCCUCUUAUAAAUAUUGCCCUUUCAUCUCUUUCUUUCUAUUCACUUCAGUUAGCAGUUCCUUUCAGUACCCUGUUUUCCCAGAAAACUUUUCCUGGGUUUGGCUCUUGAUCCAACCCAUAAGUCUCUAGGUUUCAAAGAUAUGGCUGGAAAGGAGUUCACUGUUAAUCUGAACAAACCCCUUGUCUUCCAGGUUGGUCACCUUGGAGAAGCUUACCAGGAAUGGGUUCAUACACCUAUUGUGACAGAUGAAAGUCCUCGCUUUUUCAAGAGUGAUUUCAUGGAGAUCCUGACUCGGACAGUGUGGUGGGUGGUACCAUUGAUAUGGGUGCCGGUUGCAAUGUGGUUCAUCUCAGUCUCGUACACAAUGGGUCAUACACUUCCCCAAGUUAUUUUAAUGUCUGUUGUUGGAAGUUUCAUUUGGACAUUCUUGGAAUACUGUUUCCACCGUUUCCUUUUCCACAUUGAAACAAAGAGUUACUGGGCAAACACUUUUCACUAUCUAAUCCAUGGCUGCCACCAUAAGCACCCUAUGGAUGGGCUAAGGCUUGUGAUUCCACCUGCAGAAGCUGCUAUACUAGCUAUAAUGUUUUGGAACUUGUAUGGGAUUUUAUUCACUAUCUCCACAAGACCUGCAUUAUUUGGAGGUGGACUAAUUGGAUAUGUGAUAUAUGAUAUGAUACAUUUCUAUGUGCACCAUGGCCAGCCUACCAAACAAUCUAUCAAAAAACUUAAGAAAUAUCACUUGAACCAUCACUUUAGGAUUCAAAACAAGGGCUUUGGCAUAACUACAACAUUGUGGGACAGAGUUUUUGGAACCCUUCCAAAGACCAAAGCAGACAAGAAGAGUGGAUAGAUGAUGAUGAUGAGGCUGACAAGCAUCACGUGAUUGCACCCUGUGAUGGCCUUGUCAAUGUUUAAAUAAUGAUUUUGCCCUCUUUACUUUUAUUUUGCUCAAUAAUGGUGGUUGGGAUUGUGAGGGAGGAUCUUAGCUAAGCAACUCACUUCAUGUCUCCUGUUGUACUGUGUUUUCCCUAUAAAUAGAUGAAAUGGAUAGUGUAGUUGUAAUGGUUUAUAAAACUUUAUGAAGGUAAUAAAUUUUAUAAAAUUUUAUAAAAUUUUAAAAA
This is a messenger RNA of Gossypium raimondii (Peruvian cotton), 1139 nucleotides long. RefSeq names its product dihydroceramide fatty acyl 2-hydroxylase FAH1. Lineage: Eukaryota; Viridiplantae; Streptophyta; Magnoliopsida; Malvales; Malvaceae. Gene Ontology annotation, biological process: fatty acid metabolic process; lipid biosynthetic process. The coding region runs from base 155 to 868 and encodes 237 amino acids. Gene Ontology annotation, cellular component: membrane; endoplasmic reticulum. The record is from RefSeq and is a predicted model, not a curated record. Gene Ontology annotation, molecular function: iron ion binding; fatty acid 2-hydroxylase activity. The transcript is spliced from 7 exons.